AUGGGCUUUAGAGCUGCGUCUCACGCUGGUUCCUGGUAUUCGGGCAACCGCCAGACUCUCGCGCUUCAGCUCGAUCAAUGGCUGGACAGGGUACCUGGUACGCUUGAAGGGUUGGGCUCUCUGCCAGCACCUGGUGCGCGAAUCAUCAUUGCCCCUCAUGCGGGAUACAGCUAUUCCGGACCUUGCGCCGCCUACGCCUACAAGGCUCUGGAUUUGUCCAAAGCGAAACGAAUAUUCGUUCUCGGCCCUUCGCAUCACCAUUAUUUCACAAGUCUAGCCCUUCCUACGCUGACCGGCUACUAUACCCCGCUAUCUGAUGACCCCCUCCCGCUCGAUACGGAGCUUAUCGCCAAACUCCGCUCGACACCAGCGGCCAAGUCCAAUGGCUCAACGAUCGCGUUCGAAGACAUGUCUCAAUCAGUUGAUGAAGACGAACACAGCAUCGAACUUCACCUACCAUAUAUCCAUCGCCUCCUGCAGCUCCAGCACCCGGAUAAGAAAGCCGCAGAGUAUCCCCCGCUGGUACCAAUAUUGGUAGGAAGCACCUCUAAAGCGACAGAAGCCGCCUUUGGCGCUUUACUCGCUCCAUACCUGGAAGACCCAAGUAAUGCAUUUGUUGUCAGUUCGGACUUUUGUCACUGGGGCCUCCGCUUCCGAUACACAUACUACGUUCCUCAAGCCCCCGUGCCGGGCCCGAGACUGCCGUUAUCCUCAUAUGAUUUGCCCCAGCCAGAAGAUGAUGAAACGGAAAUCGAAAGCAAAAUUGAGGUCGCCUGUGCGGGCUACCAUCUCAAGCGGCGGGACCCCAUCCGGAGAGGCAAGCCGCUUAUCCAUGAGAGUAUCUCGUCAUUUGACAUUGCGACCAUGGCCGCCAUUGCCACGGGAAAGACUGAGCGCUUCACCGAUAUUCUUGAAAAAACUGGGAAUACAGUCUGUGGUCGUCACCCAAUCGGUGUUAUUAUGGCUGCCAUUGAAGCCGCUGGAAAGCAGGAAGGAGGAAAGGGCAAGUUUCACUUUGCUCGUUACGAGCGCAGCUCGGAUAUUGGGGAGAUUGUCGAAGAUAGCUCGGUCAGCUACGUUUCGGCGUUUGCAGUGGUGUAG
Messenger RNA from Aspergillus nidulans FGSC A4, 1101 nucleotides. Its product is annotated as protein MEMO1. The record is from RefSeq and is a predicted model, not a curated record. The transcript is spliced from 3 exons. Bases 1 to 1101 code for a protein of 366 amino acids. NCBI's taxonomy places the organism in Eukaryota, Fungi, Ascomycota, Eurotiomycetes, Eurotiales, Aspergillaceae.